Messenger RNA from Malassezia restricta, 1062 nucleotides. RefSeq names its product cytochrome-b5 reductase. NCBI's taxonomy places the organism in Eukaryota, Fungi, Basidiomycota, Malasseziomycetes, Malasseziales, Malasseziaceae. The coding region runs from base 1 to 1062 and encodes 353 amino acids. The record is from RefSeq and is a predicted model, not a curated record. Gene Ontology annotation, molecular function: oxidoreductase activity. The transcript has a single exon.
AUGCAGCGAGCUUUGCCGCGUGGUGCACGCGCCAUAGCGCUGGCCACCCCCGUCUGCUUGGGUGCGUUCUAUGUGACGCAGCAAGCACGACAGAGCGACGAAGGCCCUUUGCCGUAUCGAUAUGCGCCGCUUCUGUUGGGAUCGACGAGCUUACUGCCGUGCCAAGCAGCUCGCGCAUUUGAGUCGGAUGAGCGUGCGAUGCAUCGUCAUUUGCACUUGGUGUCCAAGAAGCCACUGACACUGGGUCGCGACUGUAUCCCGUUUGCGAUUUACUCGUACUACAUCAAAGAACCCACUCUUCAAGUGGAGCGACCCUAUACGCCUCUGGCCAUACUGAGUCGGAGCGAUGCAUGCUCACUCGACAUGCUCAUCAAGCGCUACGCUGACGGAGAACUAUCUCGAUAUUUGCAUCGGCUGCGUCCGAAUGCUCCUGUGUAUGUUCGUGGCCCUGAAGUGACGUGGCAACUGCCAUCUCAUGCCAAGAUGCCGGACGAGAUUGUCAUGAUGGUAGGCGGCACAUGCGUCGCGGCUUCUCACCAGCUCUUGUCCAAUGUGCUUGAUACCCGUGAUCCGGCUACGUCACCUAGGCUCACAGUCUGGUAUGCAGCGUCUUCGCUGGAUGCAUUGCAGGCUGUGCCUGACAUGGUCCGCUACCUGAAGCAAUAUCCUGAGCAUGUGCAAUUGCGUUUGUGGGUGGAACGCAUGCCGCGGCAUUCACAGCAGGCCGACUUAUGUACAGCCACAGGCAUACCCGUUGGUGCACGAGUCCGACGGCUCGACACAGCUACAUGGCUUGGCCGCCUUUGGUCACGCCGGCCUGUGCAUGAAUUGGUGGUGGAUGGCGUAGCUGUGCCUGUACACAGUGGGCGUAUUUCUCUUGAGGAUAUCCAGACGCGACUUGCUCAUUCCGAGGUGUGGCGUCGUCUAGUGCUCGUGUGUGGCCCUGACGGGUUCGUGCAUGCACUCGCCGGUCCCAAGGCGCGCGAUCUACUAUCGCAGGGUCCGCUUGGUGGUAUGUUGCGAGCCUCUGGUUAUACAGAAGCAGAGGUAUUCAAGAUGUGA